AUGGCCUUGCAUCUUGUGCCACCCCAGCCCAGCAGCGAAGAAUCUGCUUCCAAUCAAGGCGACUUCGCUGAGCCUUGCUUCGAUGACGACUCAUCUGAUCUCACCCAAGCUUCCAUUUCCAACCAGGGCUCUGUCACUGAAGUUAUAGAUGAACAUGACUCCCAAAGCGAGGACGAUGAAGCGUGGUUAACUCCUCAGAAUAUGGUCACUCUCAAGGUCCUCGGCAGCGAACUGUGUUCCAUGAACUGCUCGGGACAGCAUCAUCACUGUCUCAAGCGUCUCCCCCCUGGUACGAAACCUAUUAAGCUGGUGGGAGAGGGCUCAGCCAACGCCGUGUUUGAGAUAAAGGUCCCCCGCGGCGACCGUGCCGGACGUGACUUCAAAGGAUUUCUUUUGAGGGUUGCCAAAGUCCCAUCGCUCGGGGCUACCCCAACGUACAACUAUCUUUUGCAACAGAAAUUCCUUCAAACAGCCAUCAAACCUAUUCUGGGCGAUCAUGUAGUAAAUCAGGAGCUAGUUGUUCUUCACAAAACGGGCAUCGUCCAAGAGCUCAACAAUCUUCUUCGAGAUAUAAAUCACACCCGCAAGGACAAAUUCAAGGGCAGCUAUGUUGGCGAGACUGACUGGGGAUUUCUGGUGGAGGAUAUGAGACCGCAAGAUCCAGACACUUGUGUACUCGUCGAAUUCAAGCCCAAGUGGUUGUCUCAGUCUCCUAGUGCACCAAAGGAUGCCAUUAGGUGCCGGCAAUGCGCCAUGGAGCUGCGAAACCUCGUCAAAGACCUCUCGAGAAGCAAAGCGCGACCAGAACAGAAGCCUUGUCCUUUGGCUCUCGUCAGUCCGGACCGCCGCCCCUGGCAAGUCUGCUCCCCUUUCAGGAUGGCCCCGCAUCUUGCUGGCCAGGGUAACAGUGAGCUUUACCUUGAGGCUCUAGGAAGCAUCGCCACUCAUCCCGCUAUUCGCGAUUUGAAGGAACAACAAGACAUCCACGAUAAAAUUGGGCCGUUGUACGCUGACCCGUCGAAACCAUUCUUCCCCCUGGCAAUGACCCUUCGGGACUGCACAUGUUUCGCGCAGAUAGACAGAUGCACACAGUCUGUGCGGCUUAGAUUUGGUGACUUCGAUUGGAAGGACCCGCAAAUCAAAUUUGAGAGAUGGAGAAGUGUGGAGGAAGAGCUUAUAGAGAUGGGAUUUUACACAGCCGAAUGGAUCCUUUGCGAUGGCGUCUACUACCGACCACCGACGCUCUGUCUUCUGGAGCAUGUUCCGACGACAUCGAAAAAGGAUCUUGGCAUAAUCGAAAUUCGAGAUUCAAAGGAUGCUGCAGAAUACAACCGUCAGCAGCACCCAAAUCCCCCACAUAUCCCGGAAGGCACCAAGUUCCAUAGAUAUCAGACGAAUACUGCGGUGCUAAAAAGAAUUUUGGAACCUCACAAGAGGGACGCACCAGAUUUCACCAAAUCUGGACGACAAAAGAUGGGACUUUAA
Molecule: messenger RNA, 1485 nt
Organism: Pochonia chlamydosporia 170
Lineage: Eukaryota; Fungi; Ascomycota; Sordariomycetes; Hypocreales; Clavicipitaceae
Product: inositol-pentakisphosphate 2-kinase
Exons: 3
Coding region: 1-1485 (494 amino acids)
Biological process (GO): inositol phosphate biosynthetic process
Cellular component (GO): nucleus
Molecular function (GO): inositol-1,3,4,5,6-pentakisphosphate 2-kinase activity; ATP binding
Source: RefSeq, a predicted model, not a curated record